This is a messenger RNA of Chanos chanos (milkfish), 685 nucleotides long. RefSeq names its product ubiquitin-conjugating enzyme E2E 2 (gene ube2e2). The record is from RefSeq and is a predicted model, not a curated record. Bases 80 to 685 code for a protein of 201 amino acids. NCBI's taxonomy places the organism in Eukaryota, Metazoa, Chordata, Actinopteri, Gonorynchiformes, Chanidae. The transcript has 6 exons.
GACGGCCGACUCUGGAUAUCUUUUUCACCUGGGAAAAUCAUAUCGAAUUCCACAUCGACGGCCGCUUGACAGGGCCAAGAUGUCCAGUGAGGUGCAGAGGCCAGAUGACAGUCCCAGCACUAGUGGAGGGAGCUCGGAUAUAGAACAGAGGGAGACGGCACCGCCGGAGCAGGAGCGUGAGCAGGCCCAGCCAAAGAAGAAAGAGACCAAGAUCUCAAGCAAAACUGCUGCCAAACUCUCAACCAGUGCCAAGAGGAUUCAGAAGGAACUUGCCGAGAUCACACUAGACCCACCACCAAACUGCAGUGCCGGUCCAAAAGGAGACAACAUCUACGAGUGGAGGUCAACGAUUUUGGGACCACCUGGGUCUGUCUAUGAAGGGGGGGUCUUUUUCCUCGACAUCGCCUUCACGCCAGAUUACCCAUUCAAACCACCUAAAGUAACGUUUCGUACAAGGAUCUAUCACUGUAACAUAAACAGUCAGGGAGUGAUCUGCCUGGACAUCCUAAAGGACAACUGGAGCCCGGCUCUAACUAUCUCCAAGGUCCUGCUGUCUAUCUGCUCCCUCCUCACAGACUGUAACCCAGCUGACCCUCUGGUUGGGAGCAUCGCCACGCAGUACUUGACAAACAGAACAGAACAUGAUAGAAUAGCCAAACAGUGGACGAAAAGAUACGCCACAUAA